CUCCGCCGCUUCCCUCUCGGCAGCAAAUGUGGAGUUCCACGCGCGGGUCUAGUCCGGCCUCGACUCCCAACUGACCCGGGAGCUCGGCUCACCUCUCUAUGCGCCGGGCGGACGGACAUCGGCGGGCGCCACUUCUCGCCGGCCAUGGAGCAAACCUACGGCGAAGUGAACCAACUCGGCGGCGUCUUUGUCAACGGGAGGCCGCUGCCCAACGCCAUCCGCCUGCGGAUCGUGGAGCUGGCCCAGCUCGGCAUCCGACCCUGCGACAUCAGCCGGCAGCUGCGGGUGUCUCACGGCUGCGUGAGCAAGAUUUUAGCUCGGUACAACGAGACGGGCUCCAUCCUGCCCGGCGCCAUCGGCGGGAGCAAACCCCGCGUCACCACCCCCAACGUGGUGAAGCACAUCCGAGACUACAAGCAGGGCGACCCGGGGAUCUUCGCCUGGGAGAUUCGGGACCGCUUGCUGGCCGACGGCGUCUGCGACAAGUACAACGUGCCUUCGGUGAGCUCCAUUAGCCGGAUCCUGAGGAACAAGAUCGGCAGCCUUUCACAGCCCGGCGCGCCCUACGACGCGAGUGGCGGCGGUGGCGGCAGCAAACAACCUGCCCCGCAGCCGGCCCUGCCCUACAACCACAUCUACCAGUACCCUUACCCCAGCGCCGUCUCAGCCUCCGGCACUAAGAUGGGCGGCCACGCCGGAGCGGCUCCCGUCUCCGCGGCCCACGUCAGCCUGCCCCGCUCCUGGCCUUCCGCGCACUCGGUCAGCAAUAUCCUCGGCAUCCGCACCUUCAUGGAGCAAAGCGGUGUUCUAGCUGGGACAGAUGGUUCUGCCUACCCUCCCAAACUCGAAGACUGGCCAAGUGUGAAUAGAACCACCUUUCCUGCUGCCGGGCACGGUGUCAAUGCACUUGACAAAUCAGCAGCAGAAGCAGACAUUAAAUACCCCCAGCCCCCUCCUGGGCUCUCGGCUGUGAGCCCUUUCCUGUCCCCUUGUGCAUAUCCAUCAUCAAACCAACCUGGCGUUUAUGGAGGGCCAGGAGGAAGCUACCUAAGUCCAUCUCAUCACCACUGGCAGACCCAAGGUAAUCCCUUGGCUCAUCAUCACGGGCCUGGAGUAGCUGUUCAUGGUACAGAACUGGCUUCCACUGUGGCUUUCAAACAUCUCUCCAGAGAAGCUGGGGAGAGAAAACAACAAGCCGCCGGUUCCGGGAGCAAACCUCCAACAGACGUCCUCUCCAGCAUCCACGGACUCUCUGUUCCUGCCUCCUCGUCCUAGGAAGAGAAAGGCGGGAAAUAGCGUCGGAGGCGGGAAGAUUUCGGAGGAGAGUCUCCUUUCUCCCAGAGGCCAGGUUUAAAUCGGGAAAGGAGGACCUGCAGCCUAUCCAGAGGCGCGCCGAUGGGGCGGGCUCCAUUGUCUGCCCGCGUUUUCUCACGGCGCCUUCUCGCCCAAACAAACGCGGAGGAACGGGCCCUGCGCGUUGCCUUCUCUGCGCAGGCGGGGGAAGCGCAAAAAAACCCCCCAACGCGUCGGUUUACCUCUCGCCGUGGAGAAAUGGAGGAAGGACAUAUUUUUUUUGAUUUACGCAGCCGAGAGUGACCGAAGGAGACCCCGCGCGGUUCAAGAGGUUUUGAUGCUGGGGUGUGAUGGACGAACUCGUUUAGAUGGCGGACGGUGUUUUUUUUGUCUAAGCAAAAGAUAGAACAAGGCAAAAGACCGAUUUUAAGCCACAACCUUCCCAUUGAGCGGUUCUUUGGCCCUGUAAUGUACUUCGGGUCUAGAAAGAGGGUGGUUGGAUGUAUAGUUGUUGCUGGGACUUCGCUGACAGCAAAGUGUAUUUUGCGUUUCAAGACACAUUACCACUGAAACACUUUCUUGUCUUAGCUACCAAAAUAAAAAUAAAAGUAUUUUUUUUAAAGAAGAGCCAGCUAGGUAUUUUCAUUCUAGGAGUCUUUCUCUUAAAUGAAAAGAGUUACUAUCCCAUCUCGUUGCACUCUUCCUAUUUUAAAAAGGCCUUCAAGAUUAAAUUCUCCAAAACUGAAUGAAGGUUUGACAGUUGGUCAAUAUGCCGGUAGUUUUUGAACAAUUAUUCAAAUUCCUUCUAAUUUAAUUGUGAAAAGUUUUAGAACUGACAUAUAAAAAGUUUCAGUAAUUGGCUAUAUAUCAUGUUAAACAAACCAAUUAACCUGAGCUGGCAAAUGAAAAGAAGGACAUUGCUCAAACUAUUAGCAUAGCCUUUCCCUUCUCUUCAUAUUUCCAAAAUGUUUUCCUUGAACAGGUUUCACAAGACUUCUGCCACUCUGCUAAAGUCCUGUUUUGCCAGCAUAGACAUGCUGCUAACUCCUAAUGCAAAAUGGCAACUCAGUAACAAUCUUU
Molecule: messenger RNA, 2373 nt
Organism: Ahaetulla prasina
Lineage: Eukaryota; Metazoa; Chordata; Lepidosauria; Squamata; Colubridae
Gene: PAX1
Product: paired box 1
Exons: 5
Coding region: 145-1275 (376 amino acids)
Biological process (GO): regulation of transcription by RNA polymerase II; anatomical structure development
Molecular function (GO): DNA-binding transcription factor activity, RNA polymerase II-specific; RNA polymerase II cis-regulatory region sequence-specific DNA binding
Source: RefSeq, a predicted model, not a curated record